This is a messenger RNA of Penicillium angulare, 192 nucleotides long. RefSeq lists its product as uncharacterized. The transcript is spliced from 3 exons. The coding region runs from base 1 to 192 and encodes 63 amino acids. NCBI's taxonomy places the organism in Eukaryota, Fungi, Ascomycota, Eurotiomycetes, Eurotiales, Aspergillaceae. The record is from RefSeq and is a predicted model, not a curated record.
AUGCGUUUCUCGGUCAUACUCCCUUAUAUUGUAGCCACUGCUACUGCCGUCCCAGCUCCCGUUGCCCCUAAAUCCAACAAUGUGGCUCGAGAUGAUUGCGAAUGGACCGCUUGGCUUCUUUCAACUCUCCCCGAAGUCUCGCCCGAGUGCAUUGUCUCGGCAAUUGGUGAUGCGGCUGUUGCAGACUUCUAG